AUGUCCACGGCGGCUCUGGGUGUAGUCCGGCUCAGCUCCAGCACUUCUCAUUGUACCGACUCCAGACGAGACAGCCGCGGAUACAGGCCCCACGGAGAGUUUGAGAGAGGACAAGAGCCAGCGAACUACAGAGCUUUAAAGACGGAGUCAGUGUUUGGGCUGAAGCUCCUGUCUCCUCCUGGAGCAGCUCUGAUCCUGGAGCCCAACGUGGAGGAGACAAAAGGCUGCGGAGUCUGGGACAGUCUCUGCUCUCUCCUCACUUCUGCCACUUUACACUGCCUGAUGUGUACAUCUACUGCCUGA
This is a messenger RNA of Knipowitschia caucasica, 303 nucleotides long. The record is from the annotation of a GenBank genome assembly. NCBI's taxonomy places the organism in Eukaryota, Metazoa, Chordata, Actinopteri, Gobiiformes, Gobiidae.